AUGUCUGUUUGUUAUAAGUCGUUAAUAGACAGAGCUUAUGCUUUACAACAAUCUGUGGAAUUAUAUUUUGGAAUGAUCCAAAAUUCUCUCUCUUAUAAUUCACUUCCACACCAACAUUUAGAUGAUGUCACUAUGAAUUCUCCAGUUCACAAUCCCACUUGGGGUGGACAGACAAAUAAUAUAACUAACUUUCCAGUUCAACCACCGUACACCUCAAGCUCAUAUUCUUCAGUAAAUUUGUCGGCUGUUCUUACCGAUAUUUUUCAGUCUAAUAACACUGCAGUCAGUAAUCAAGAGUUGAUUAAUGAGUACAAACGAGUUUCCGGUGUGGCUUUUGAACAGUCUAAUCAGCUUCCGAGUACUUAUGUAUCUGAGAGUCAAGCCCAAACCAGUUUACAGUUACCAGUGGACUUGACAAACUCAGAAAAAAAUAAAACCACCGAUCCCUUUAUUCUAACUUUGCCAUCACAUGUUGAGGCAAAAGCACACAACUCAGAUAAGUCAAAUAAAGAAAACCAUGACUAUUCCGCAAACAAAGAACUCAAUAGGUGUGAUCCAGCACAAAAGUCUGAACACAGUCGAAUUCCAACUCUGAAAGGAGAUAGAGAAUAUGCCUUCUCAAAUGCUACUGAACACAACAUGGUUUCUAACGUCGAUGUUCGAAAUGGCUUUGUUUCUCAAAAUCUAAAGCACGCAGCCAGCAAUAUGCUAUGUAGCUCAAUUAUUAAUUGCUCUCCAAGAUCUAAUAUAAAUAUAAGAAAAAAGGUUUAUUUUAAGUCAAAGCGUGUAAAAAAAUCAUUUACAUCAAAUUCGGUGCAGAACAACAACAACGUUUGUCCGGAAAACUCCUCUCCUAAGAAAUCCAAUUUCAGAGGGACUAGCGAGGAGGAAAAUAAAGUAGCUCCCAAUUUCAAACCGAUUGAAGUGAAUAGUCAAAUAUUACUAUCUGAAGCUCAUCCAAAUGUGAAAUUAUCCAAAGAUAUAUUUUAUAGUUUAAUUGUAAAAUCAUCUGGAAGUGCUACGCGAUUAAUCAGAUUACUGAUGAAAAGUUUUUUUACACAAGAUGAAUUGGCUGCUUCAUCAUUAUCUGGUGAAGGUAUUUAUAAACAGCGCCUAGAACCAAGUGUUACGGAAGCAAUUAAAAUAUUUAUACGUCAAAGACAUCCACAAUUAAAAACUGGAUCAAUUAAUUUAUGUAUGACAGAUGUAUGUGUUCAAGCUAGAAGAGUUGCUAAUAAUCAAAGAAGUCGACAACAUCCUUUAAGAAAUUCACCAACUAUGCAAGAAUCUUUAAAAUCACAUAGAAAUUGUACAAAUGACCAAGAAGAAUGUGAUAAUCUAUUAGGACUUAAAAGUCGAACAAAUAAUUCAAUUCGUUCAAAUUCAACUGGGAAAUUGCAAAAACAUAAUCAUGAUAUUAUAACAACAACAACUACUACUACUACUUCUACUGCACCUUCAACAAAUUCUAUAACAAAUGAAUACGAUUCUAAUUAUUGUAUAGAAAUGUCAAAAUCUGAAAUUAAUGAUACACAUUUUUCAGAAUCAGAAAAUGAUGAACCUAUUUUACAAAUAGUUGAUGAACGAAAUGAAACGGCUUCAGAUAAUGUUGGUACACCAGCAUCGUGUUCAGUUAAUUCGUUUAUGUCAGAUCAAAAAUGAAAUUGAAUAUCAAAUUUUAAAAAAAGAAAAGAAUGAUAAAAAACAAAAACAAAAAUUAACUGGUAAACUAUUCAUAAUCUAUUGCAGGCUGUGCAUGUUUCUCACUAUCUCAAUACUUUAUUGAAUCCUCUUCUUAAUUUUGUUAAUUUAUUGCAUACAUAAUUGUGAAUAUACAAUGUGUUUUCUUUUCUUUUGUUUGUUACCAUUUUCACCAUAAUAGUAACUAAAUGAUAAUCGAUAGUAAUAGAAACAAAACAAAUCACAUUUAUAUUGGAUUCAAAUGAGCUAAUCAUGUCAAAUUGUCUUUUCUCUCCCUCCCCCCUCUCUCUUUAAUGAAAACCAAUAAAACUUUGUGUGUGAUAUAAGUCAUUAGGUUCUAUUAGUUUAGUUUACAGUAUAUUUAUAUUGAAUUUCUUUGACAUUAAUGCAGCAUGACAUGUUUAGUUCUUUAUUUUUGUCUUUCUUAUGUUUCAGAUCAUCUUCAAUUAAUCUUAUUGACUUUUAUUAUCGUUUUUUUCUUGAUUUUAGCACUACUACUAUUGUCUUUUGUAUUUCAGCCAAUUUAUCUAUUGUGUGUUAUUUUGUUUUUUGUUUUAGAAGGCAGCUUCGGUUAGGAAGUCUUUUUUUAAAAGAGCAACGUUUCUGUUAAUAUUCUUACUUGCCGCUACUUCAGUUUGUUCUUCUCUUUAAUCCAAUGUAAAAGGUUGCCUUUUAUUUUCAAAUUGAAUUUUAUUUUUCAAUCCCUUCCAAUAAGAAAUCUUUUUCUUGAAUAAAACUGAAGUCAUAUAGAAAAAAAACUAAUAAAAAAUCGUUUUAAAGAACAAUAUAUAACUAUCCAUAAUACUUAGUUUGAAUUGAUUCUGUUGUACUAAACACUCUUUUUUUCCAAAAAAACAUUAUAUCAAUGAAUAUACUUUAUAAGUAUUGAGAACGUUUUGAAGAGAAAUUGCAUAUUAACUAUGAUUGAUAGUGCUUCCGGAAUGUUAACUUAUUUCAAUAUCCUAACAAAGUUUUAUAAAUUAUGUUUGACUUAUUAAAACUUUCAAUAACAUUAGUUUAUUCUAUAUGGUUUAUUUAUAAGAUUAAUAUUAUUACUUAUAAUAAUAGACCAUAUAUGUAACACUAAUAAAGAAUUAUCGGAUUAUGUAAUGAAUUCAUAAUAAUAUAAGACUAUUUGAUAAUGACUUAUUCUCUUACUGUGACAUCUAAAAAAUUCUUAGUAUUCUAUCUUGUUUUUACUCGUAAAAUGAAUUACCAUUCCAAAUGUAGUUGAUUGUUUGUUUGUUUUCUUUUCUUUCUUUCCAUAACCGAAACUAUUUCAUCUCAUUGUAAUUUUG
Schistosoma mattheei is the source of this 2999-nucleotide messenger RNA. The record is from the annotation of a GenBank genome assembly. NCBI's taxonomy places the organism in Eukaryota, Metazoa, Platyhelminthes, Trematoda, Strigeidida, Schistosomatidae.